AUGUCAGUGACGUUAACACUCGCUAUUGCGCUUGUCUCAUACUUCAGCGUGUCCUUGUCUACGGCAGAACAGGUUGUUCUGGCUGCUGAAGCUUCUGGAAUUCCGGAUUGCACGGAAGCUGAUGCUUACUGUGCCUCUAUCAUCCCCGGGUCCUAUUGUAAGUAUUGGAGUACUCCUAGUGUUUGCCAAAGUGAUCGACGUUUGACCGAGGGCUCUGGAAAGCGUCAACUUUGGGAAAAUGUCAGAUGUGAUUGUCUAUGGGCUACCACCACUACUCCGGCUACCACCACUACUCCGGCUACCACCACCACUACUCCGGCUACCACCACCACUACUCCGGCUACCACCACCACUACUCCGGCUACCACCACCACUACUCCGGCUACCACCACCACUACUCCGGCUACCACCACCACUACUCCGGCUACCACCACCACUACUCCGGCUACCACCACCACUACUCCGGCUACCACGACUACUUCCAGCACUCCCGGUUGUCCAGAGGGUGAUGCUUACUGUGCGUCUAUUAUGCCUGGAUCCUAUUGCAA
This is a messenger RNA of Perkinsus marinus ATCC 50983, 548 nucleotides long. RefSeq names its product merozoite surface protein 2, putative. The record is from RefSeq and is a predicted model, not a curated record. The transcript has a single exon. NCBI's taxonomy places the organism in Eukaryota, Perkinsozoa, Perkinsida, Perkinsidae. The annotation marks the transcript as partial.